CCACUAUUAAAGAAUAAAUAACGAAUCUAAUAUGGCUGCGCCCAUGGCAUGGAUGUCAAGUAUGCACACUGUUGAUUAUGUCGCCAUUGUUCAGUCAUUUCAAACAGACUGCAAAUGAUGUAAAUUUAACAAUAGUCGACCAGUGACGUUCAACGUCUCUGCCCCCAUCUACAAGUUCUCGACACUGGAUAAUCUGCAUCAUGGAACCAGGCAUUAUAAGACACAGUCAAAUGAUACAACGUUCGUUGUGAGUGGCGAGCUGCAUGGUCAAUGUUACUGUACGUUAUGUCCUUCACAAUAGAAACGUGGCAUUGUCUGUCUUCUGAAAACCUCGAAUAAGGAGUUUACACUCAAUUAUCAUCGAAAAUGUACCCUUCAAAAGCAGCAGUUGAAGUGAUCCAGUUGGGUCGUAUUUCCUAUGGGCGUGCAUUACAGGUACAGCAACUCUAUGUUAGGAGACAUCUGGAUUCUAAAGACAAAUUGCACAAUGCUCUGCUACUAUGUGAACACCCGCCAGUCUACACCAUAGGAAUCAGACAGGCACUAUACCCAUUCGAAGAGGAGCAAAGACUCAAACUCCUUGGUGCUGAAUUCUUUCGUAGCAACCGUGGCGGACUCAUAACUUUCCAUGGUCCAGGGCAGUUGGUGUGCUACCCAAUACUCAACUUGGGCUGCUUCAAGAAAAGCGUGCGAUGGUACGUGUGUGAGCUGGAGGGGACUGUCAUCAACCUUUGCAGAAAGUAUGGGAUAAAAGCAUCCACCUCCCCAAACACUGGGGUCUGGGUUGGAUCCAACAAGAUAUGUGCCAUAGGAAUCCAUUGUGGGAGAUACAUAACAUCUCAUGGCUUGGCACUGAACUGCAACACAGAUAUGGGCUGGUUUGAAAACAUUGUGCCUUGUGGGAUUGUAGGGAAAGGUGUCACAUCCCUUAGUCAAGAACUGGGAAGAGAUGUCUCUAUUGAAGAAUCCAUCCCACUACUGCUGGAAACUUUCAGUGAUCAGUUUGAAUGCACACUGCAUAAUGGAGAAUAUUCUAAUAAUGAAUAAACACUGCUUGAAUCGAUGGACCAGAGCUCAGAUAGAGGCCCAGGAUAGGCAAGUGGAGGAGCUGAGGCUUAGGCUGUGCUGCAGGAUGGCAUUUGGGACGGCAGGGCUGAGGGCAGCCAUGGGCGUAGGCUUUGCCCUCAUAUGACAAUCAUUCAGUCCAAACAGGUUAAUAAUAGUUUCCUUCUCUGAGCAAGUUAUGUGAAAGGUAUAGACUCACUCAGCUAUAUGACAUUGUGUACAGCGGAGCGACUUCCUGGUUACAGAUCAACAACAACAAAAUUGGAAGAGCUGAGGUCCUCGGUGGCAGUAAAUCAUCAACCUUGGGUUUAUACAGUGCAUUCGGAAAGUUUUCAGACCCCUUGACUUUUUCAACAUUUUGUUAGUUUACAGCCUUAUUCUAACAUUGAUUAAAUUGCUUUUUUCCCCUCAAUCUACACAAUACCCUGUAAUGAAAAGGAAAAAAAUGAAAUUUUAGCAAAAGUAUAAAAAUGAAAUAUCACAUUUUUAAUAAGUGUUCAGACCCUGUACUCAGUACUUUGUUGAAGCGCCUUUGGUAAUGAUUGCAGCCUCAAAUCGUCUUGGGUAUGACGCUACAAGCUUGGCACACCUGUAUUUGGGGAGUUUCUCUCAUUCUCUGCAGAUCCUCCCAAGCUUUGUCUGGUUGGAUGGGGAGCGUCGGUGCACAGCUAUUUUCACGUCUCUCCAGAGAUGUUAAAGUCUGGGCUCUAGUUGGCCACCCAAGGACAUUGAGACUUGUCCCGAAGCCACUCCUGCGUUGUCUUGGCUGUGUGCUUAGGGUCGUUGUCUGACGGGUGUUGCAACUCAAAAUUAACAAGGUGUUCCUAAUGUUUGGUAUACUCAGUGUGUAUAUGUUUUGAGUGUACAAAACAUUAUGAACACCGUGUUAAUAAUGAGUUGCAUCCCCUUUUGCCCUCAGAACAGCCUUAAUUUCUUGGGGCAUGGACUCUACAAGGUGUUGAAAGCGUUCCACGUGGAUGUUGGCUAAUACAAUCUUAUUCGUUAUGAUGUAAAAUUCUAAACUGAUGCCAGUUCCCCGUCAGUCUACCUGUCCUAUCCUAAAUACUGUCUCACGUGUCAGUCUACCUGUCCUAUCCCACAGUUGUCAAGUUGGCUGGAUGUCCUUUGGGUGGUGGGUCAUUCUUGAUACCUACGAGAGACUUGAGUGUGAAAAACCCAGCAGUGUUGCAGUUCUUGACACAAAUCGGUGUGCCUGGCACCUACUACCAUACCCCGUUUAAAGGUGCUUACAGUUGAAGUAUGAAAUUUACAUACACCUUAGCCAAAUACAUUUAAACUCAGUUUUUCACAUUUUCUGACAUUUAAUCCUAGUGAAAAUUCCCUGUCUUAGGUCGGUUAGG
Messenger RNA from Oncorhynchus tshawytscha (Chinook salmon), 2426 nucleotides. RefSeq names its product lipoyl(octanoyl) transferase 2 (gene lipt2). Lineage: Eukaryota; Metazoa; Chordata; Actinopteri; Salmoniformes; Salmonidae. Gene Ontology annotation, molecular function: lipoyl(octanoyl) transferase activity. Gene Ontology annotation, cellular component: mitochondrion. The coding region runs from base 367 to 1047 and encodes 226 amino acids. Gene Ontology annotation, biological process: protein lipoylation. The record is from RefSeq and is a predicted model, not a curated record. The transcript has 3 exons.